AUGAAACUAUUUCCACAAUUAACUCUGCUUUUUGUAUGGCUAUGCUCAGUUAUCGCUACCAACUCCGGUGAUGCCCUUUUUCGAGGUUGUAGUGCGUGGGUUGCCAAAUACAAGUUUGAAUGUCCAAGUAAAUACGCCAAAGCUAAAGGAGGUCGUGUCACUGCUUGCAACUGCUGGAGUCCUGAGUUCAUUGCCACAUAUGUUGAUUGUGCAACUAGAGCCAAAGGUGCUAAUACAAAGUAUGGUCUUCAAAGUCUUCUCGGUGCUUGUGGCACCAAAACUAUUCGGCCAGACCUUACUCUCGACGAAAUCAACCAGAUUUACCAGAAUGCAACAGACUACUUUGUUGACGUCAAAUCUAUUAAAAAUAAAACUGAGACUUCUUACUAUCCUAUCAAAUUUACUCAAGCCCAGGUCGACCAAGCCCAACGCUCUUUUGCGGCCGGGUUCUAUGCCAAAUACACUGGCCAGCUUUAUGGUGGUCUACUUCUAGCUUAUUUUGGUGCUAUUUUACUAGCGGCUUCCAUUUCAAAUCUUUUAAAAAAGGUUGCCCCUGGAUUUGUCCACAAGUCCACCAACAACAAAGUCGCACUUUUUUUCCGACGCAAGCUCAUCAACCCCGCUUUGUUUGGUAACAAGCACAGCGUCCCUGUCAAAUGGGGCCCCUUCAAUAUGUCGCUGCCCACCCGUGCUCAGUUUUGGGUUCUUGCUGUCUACUUUGGCAUGUACAUCAUCUUCAUCUUCAUCAAGUAUGACAUUUACGACGGUAACACGCGCUUUGCUACCCGCGCUCUCCAAAUCAGCCGUUAUGUAGGUGAUCGUGCUGCCAUCAUGGCAUUGGCCCAGCUCCCCCUCGUCUUCACAUUUGCUGGCCGCAACAAUAUUUUAAUUUUCAUUACUGGUCUUUCCUACGAUACCAUGAACCUUUACCAUCGCUGGGUGUCACGCGUCAUGUAUAUGAAUAUCUUUAUUCAUGCUGUUUGCUUUUCUAUCAAUUAUCGCAAGCAAGGAAAAUAUUUCAGCGAACUCUCAGAAUCUGAUAUUGUUUGGGGUAUUUCUGCUUGUGUUUGCGGUGGAUUUACUAUGUUUUUUUCUCUCCGCCAUUUCCGUGAAAAAAUUUACGAAAUAUUCCUCCUUUCCCAUUGGGCUUUUGUAAUUUUUUUUACAGUUGGAGCCUGGUAUCAUGUCAAAUCCCAUGGUUACAUGGAAUGGAUCUAUACUGCUAUUGCUAUCUGGGCUUUUGACCGUUUAGGACGUUUGGUUCGCAUUGCUGUCAACGGUGUAAAUGCCAAGGCCCACCUCGAACUUCACCCUCAACACCUCAUCAAAAUUAAGGUCGAUUACAACAGUUUCUGGAACCCUCAUGCUGGUGCUUAUGCAUUCAUUCACUUCCUCAACCCUCUUUGGAGAAGCUGGGAAAACCAUCCUUUUACAAUGUAUCCUUCCCCUACUCCUGGCGAGGAAAAGAAGCUUGUAUUUUGCGCCAGAGUUCGCAACGGUAAAACAAAACAACUUCAAAACUACCUUGCUGCUAACAGUAACGCCAAAACUGUCCCCGUUUUUAUCGAUGGCCCCUAUGGUAAUACAGCCCCCUUACAGACAUCUGAUACUAUUGUCAUUAUCACUGGUGGAAUUGGUUUCACUGGUGGCUACUCAUAUGCAUGCAAGUUGACGCACCAAGCAGAGAAGAAAAACAUUACCUUUAUCUGGGCCAUCCAAAACCAUGAAAAUGUUGAAACUUUUAGAGAUGAGCUUGAAUAUCUCUACAAAAAUGAUGUUAAUGUUUUCAUUUACCUCUCCAAUGAGCCUAAUGGUCUUCAGCGCAAAAUCACCGUUGAGAAACACAAUUCAGACCCCGAAAACCUUAAUGAAAAAGAUUUUUCUUCCGGAUCUACAAUUAGUUUUAACACCAUGUUUGCCCGACCUGAUCUUAAGGUUAUCAUUGAGUCAGCUAUUACUGAAGCCCCGGGAAGUAUUGGUUUCCUAGUAUGUGGCCCUGGAUCUAUGAAUGAUGAUGUUCGCCGCAACGUUUCAAAUAAUAUGGGCAGGGGUAAAGGCCGUGUUGACCUUUACAUUGAAGCCUUUAACUGGUAA
Messenger RNA from Magnusiomyces paraingens, 2094 nucleotides. RefSeq lists its product as uncharacterized. NCBI's taxonomy places the organism in Eukaryota, Fungi, Ascomycota, Dipodascomycetes, Dipodascales, Dipodascaceae. Gene Ontology annotation, cellular component: plasma membrane. Bases 1 to 2094 code for a protein of 697 amino acids. Gene Ontology annotation, biological process: iron ion transport; intracellular iron ion homeostasis; copper ion import. The transcript is spliced from 2 exons. The record is from RefSeq and is a predicted model, not a curated record. Gene Ontology annotation, molecular function: ferric-chelate reductase activity.